Molecule: messenger RNA, 6415 nt
Organism: Dermacentor andersoni
Lineage: Eukaryota; Metazoa; Arthropoda; Arachnida; Ixodida; Ixodidae
Product: cell adhesion molecule Dscam1-like
Biological process (GO): cell-cell adhesion
Molecular function (GO): protein binding
Source: RefSeq, a predicted model, not a curated record
CAUUACAAUACAUAUACACAUACACACGGACACAUACACAAAUACACGCUCUGCUUAGAUUUCUGUACCCCUCUAUACCUCUACGACGUGAUCGGAUUCUCACAAUUCCUCCCACACGCACACACUUUUUUCACUUUGACAAUCCUAUGACAACGCAUAGAAGAAAGAAUACGCACACACUAGAGUACAGCACAGGAAUGAGACACGCAUCUGCGUCACACACCAGAGUUGCGGUACUGAACAAGCACUCCCUGGACACGCGCGCGGGCAUUUAUUUGGGAAACAGCACGCGUAGCUUGCAUGCUUCCAGUUCCGGCCGACAGAUGGCGGUGCAGGCCGCCGCCGUCAGCGCCCGACGGGUCCGGACCCCGGGUUGAGGCACCGGGUCGAGACAGCACGCGCUUUCGGAGUCGAUGUGCGCUCGCUGAGACAGGUGUGAAGCGGACGCUCCGAACAGGCCGCAUGCCGUGACGCGAGACGCCCUCCCGGUGACGCUACCUGCUCGGGGUAAAAUAAUGCCCGUACGGCGGACCUGACAGACGUGAAAACAUCGAAAGCAGCGACCAAAGCUGUACUGUCAAUAGCAGGAGAAGCGAACCGUUUGAGCAGCAGCAAGAGCAGCACUACAAAUAAACGACAUCCUGGUGGAAACCACCUCCCAGUGCAUGAAAGCCACUCUCAAUGGGCCAGCGAGUGCCGAAGUGAUCGUCAGGUGUACGCCAUGGUAUCCUUACAAGGUCUAUUCUCCAUCGGCGCCGCCGUGUGCCUCUUGGUGAACCUUCCGGACGUCGUGAAAGGAUCCUCCGGGCCCCGCUGGUUGAGCGAGCCUCCCACGUGGCUCCUGUUCUCGAACUGGACGGGCGCCACGGUGCGCUGCUCGGCCGACGGGGACCCACGCCCUCAUGCGUGGUGGGUGAGCGCGACCGACGGACUGAAUGCCAGCGCCCUACCGGCCGCGACUUCCCGACCGCAGCUGCUCACGGUCCACGAGGGCACGCUCACUUUCCUGCCCUUCCGCGAGCACCAAUUCCGCGCCGAGGUGCACCGCGGAUCGUUUCGCUGCCGGGCGCGCAAUGCCAGAGGCAGCGUGCUGAGCACCGCCGUGAACGUCAACGCCGUGGUAGCCCAGGACUGGGAGCUGCGCAUGUGGUCUGCUCCGGGCUCGGUGCCACGGGGCAGUGCCCUGCUUCUGCGUUGUCCAGUGCCCAGUCACGUGAGCCACCACGUGAUUGUCACCGCCUGGGAAGAGGAGCACAACAGCCCCGCACUCAUCACGCCGCGAUCGUCAACCGACCAGUACGUGAUGACGUCAUCGGGCGACCUGUACGUGCGCAGCCUGACUCAGGCGGCGCGCUUCCGCUGCCACACGGAGGACGUGCUCACCCGCCGCAACAGGACGAGCGUCAACUACGCGCACUACCACGCCACGGAACCAGCAGGAAGUCAGAUACCCUCUAUCACAUUCCACUCGGGUCACGUGACUGUUGAGCAGGGACGUCCCACUGACCUGGUCUGCCUGGCCCAAGGCUGGCCGCCACCCAAGUACAAGUGGUACCGGAAGCAGGGGCAGAGGCUGGUGCCGUUGCCAACCUCGACCACACCCACAGCGCUGGAUGGUGUCCUGCACUGGAGCGGAGGCACGCAGCUCGAGCACGAAGGGCAGUACGUGUGCGUGGUGACAAACACUAUGGGAGAUGCCAAGGCCACGCUCCAGCUUUCAGUGAUCGGCGAGCUGACCGUCAGCAUCCGUCCGCGACUGGUCCGCGCCGAGGCCGGCGACUCGGUGUCGUUCCAGUGCAACGCGAGCAGCGCCGACGCGUCGCUCGAGUGGCGCCUGAACGGGUCGCCGCUUCCGCUGGGAUUCCAGCGGCUCGAGCGCGGGUUCGUGCGCGUCGCGGCGGUGGCCCGGCACCAGGGCGGCAUGCUGCAGUGCUUCGCUGCUUCCAGGGACGGACGCAGGGCGGCGCAGGCCACGGCCGAGCUCGUAGUAGGGGAGCGUGCCCCCAGAAUGGAGCGAACGUACAGCACCUCAAGCAGUAGCCUGAACCCCAAAUCUCCCGCGAGCCUAGGGUGCCGGGCGUCCGGUGACCCGGCUCCUUCCAUCACUUGGACCCUGGACGGCGCGUGGCCCGUGUCCGGGGGCGGCCCGCGGUUGCGUCUCUGGUCGACCAGCGACUCGGCCACGGGCGACGCGGUGAGCUUCCUCAACUGGACGUCGGUGGAGACGUCCGACUCGGGACACUACCAGUGCGUGGCGAGCAAUGUCGCGGGCCGAGCCUCGCACUUCUUCCGGCUGGACGUGCGGGGCCCGCUCUUCACGCGGCCCGCGUACAACGCCACGGCGCUAGAAGGGCACUCGCUGGCGCUGCAGUGUCCAUUCGGCGGAUACCCGUACGACAAGAUCAGCUGGUUCAAAGAUGGAAGCGAACUGCCCGUUAACCAGAGGCAGACUGUUUUUUCCAAUGGCACACUGCUGCUGGAGACACUCACUAAGACCAAGGAGCAAGGGGAGUACACCUGUGUCGUGGAAAACCUGGAUGGGACCUCUGUUCAGCAACUCAUUCGGGUCAUUGUCAGAACCGGUCCGCAGAUCACGCCGUUCCGCUGGCUGGACGAGCUGCAGGAAGGAAUGCGCGCUGGACUCAGCUGCUUCGUGCACGCCGGCGAGCAGCCCAUCGUCAUCGAGUGGCUCAAAGACGGCGCACCCCUCGCGCGUCCUGUUCGCCAAGACGGGUUCGUGUCCACGCUCUCGCUGGAAUCCUUGUCGUCGCAGGACAACGGCAACUACACCUGUCGCGUCUCCAAUGCGUGGGCGACGGCCACCUACAGCGCCGUGCUCAGGGUCAAAGUUGCCCCGAGUUGGCUGUCCGAGCCUAGGGAUGUGGUUGCGGUCACUGGUCACUCGGUGGUCGUGGACUGUCAGGCUGACGGGGAACCACCACCACACAUACGCUGGAAGACUGCCUCGGGCAGGGAUGGCGGCCCGUACCGCGCCCUGGUGAGCAGCUCCCGGGUGCACGUGCUGGUCAACGGCUCCCUGAGCGUGCGCAGCCUGGAGACGGCCGACGCGGGCCUCUACCUGUGCGAGGCCUCCAACGGCGUCGGCGCCGAGCUCUCCAAGGUGGUCCGGCUCACCGUGCGCAGCAGCCCCCGUCUCUCGCCCAAGGAGUCCACAACAUCGGCGAAACGGGCAAGCACGGUGCACCUCCAGUGCGAACCACACGGUGACACGCCGAUGCGCUUCUGGUGGCUGAAAGACGGCGUGCCCAUCGCGGCCAUCGGUGACCACAGGUAUUCCCAAGUCGAGCACGCUGACGCCAACAAGGCGAGAUCCACGCUGACCAUCACGGAUACCCAAAAGUCGGAUAACGCCCUCUUUACCUGUCACGCGUCCAACGACUUCGGAGAAGACACCACCAACAUAAACCUGGUUGUUCAAGAUGUUCCCGGAAUACCUGACAGCCUCCAAGUCAGCGAGGCGUCCAGCAGAUUCGUGCGACUCGCCUGGACAGAGCCCUUCAGCGGAAACAUGCCGAUAACGCAGUACCUUCUGCGAUGGACAAACAAGGAAGGCACUUGGGAAGACAGCGUGUCGGUGUCCGGCACCGAGACCAAGGUGACCGUGCGGGGAUUAGAGCCCUCCGCCUCGUACCUGUUCACCGUGAGAGCGGAGAAUGCCAUAGGGCCCGGUGCUUACACUUCGCCGUUGGAAGUGCACACCGAUGACGAACCCCCUCGAAAUGCGCCGAGUAACAUUCAUCUCACACCUAUCGAUUCCAGAAGCAUAGCAGUAAAAUUUGAGCACCCGUCCUCUCCCAGCCCACCGGGUAGCAGCAGAAGCGGUGAUGGUGGUGGUGGACGAGUGGACGGUUACUACGUUGCCUACCGUCGACAGGGUUCGUCAGAACCCCUUCGAUAUCACACGCUGCACGAGCGAGAGGGCGUCCUCUCCGGUUUGGACAAGGACACCCGCUACGAGGUGAUCGUACAGGCCUACAACGCCAAGGGACCGGGACCCCCUUCUGGAACGCAUGUCGUGCGCACCCUGGCGGCAGAUCCCCCUCCGCCGCCAACGUACCGUGUGGUGGGCACCUCAGCUCGGGCCAUUUCGCUGGCUUGGGAGAGGCCGGUCAUCCCUUUCGACGAUCCCCCAAUCAGAAGCUACUAUGUGUCGUGGAGACUGGAGGGCGACGAGCACCCUUGGCGCGAGCAGUCAUUGGGUGGCGACAGGACCAACUUUGCGCUGUCCGGUCUCGCAUGCGGCACGAGGCACCAACUGCGCAUGCGCUCAGCCAGCGACGUUGGACGGGGACCCGAAGGGAAUGUUGUCACCGCCUCCACCGAAGGGAACCGUCCCGUGCUCCAGCAGCCGGACCGCCUGGUGGCGAGCAACUCCAGCGCGGCCUGGCUGCACCCGGAGGCGUGGUGGCACGGCGGCUGCCCCAUCAGCCACUUCACCGUCCACUACCGGCGCAGCGCCGAGACGGACUGGACGCUGGCGUCCAGCCACCUGCCCUACAGGCGCGACGAACCGUUGGUGCUCUCCGGCCUGGAGUCGGGAUCGUGGUACGUGCUGCUCAUGGUGGCCCACAACGACGCCGGCAGCACCACGGCGCAGGUCAACUUCGCCACACUGACGCCUGACGGAGACGUGCCUUCACACAAGCCUCACCUGCUUGACGCCAAAAUGGCGUCCUUCUACCGGCACCUCACUGUGACGCUGCCCAUCGGCAGCUCAGUGCUGGUGCUCGUCGUGGUGCUGGCGGUGCUUUGGUGCGUGAUGCGCCGCCACGCGGACGACGCUACUGGUGCGCAAAGCACACCUCAGGGCAGCGUGUGUGGCGAGCGUUACAAGAGCGAGGUGCUGAGCUCUGCGGAGCCCACUUACUGCGGCGGUGGCUCCUCCAGAGGGUCGUCAGCGUACGCGGUGCCACACAGAGUCUACGAUGUGCCUUACGCCCAGAAAAGGCCAGUGGAACAGAUAGCGAUUCAAUCCAGGAAGUCACAGAGUGCUACGGGCCUAAGCCGUGAUGGGUCUCAACUCUUCUACGUGUCCAGCAAAUCUAAAGUAUUCGACGAGGAUGAAAUGCACAGGUUAUGACGCGUGGCUGCCGUCAUACCAUUGUAUUGGAGGACGUAAUGCGAGCAGUAUUGACGGAGGAUAAUCACCGCUCGUCUGGCCAAUAUCAAUUGAUACAUUCAGAACCAAGUGUACAUUGCAACCAAGCCUCAGCGUUCCAUCAUCCCACCCUCAACUGCUGUCGAACAUGGCGUUCCAGACGAUCGACUUUUGGACGCAACUGCCAAAAAAGAGCCGCUUAGGCCGAGCGCCUCGGUACCAUGCCUGUUGUUGAUUGUUCUAAUUUUGUUGGAAACUGUAAUACAAAACAAAACUAAUAUGACCUUAUACCGUAACCGGUUCUCUAACUACGUAAUAGGACCUAUGGUUGAUGCACGUGGGGUCAUGGGGAUGAGGUGGCAAGCUACGAUCAAUUCAUAAUGGAGAGGUUUACUCUGUUCGUGUUAAGGUGGAAGGGGGAGGGCAGGGUUGUAUGGCGGUUCACGGGGUCGACUUGAACACCGGAUGCCGUGGAUGGCAGCCACAGUAGCGACAUCGUGUGGCGUUUUGUUUAGCCAAAAUAUUUAAGAAAGGCUUUAGUCAUUCUCUUUGUUUUCGUCGAAGGCAAAGAAAAAGAGCCACUGUCUGUAUUCGUUAUGUUGUUGGUUAUGACCGUUCCGCAAGCAGCUAGGUAUCAUUUAUACCGAUAUUGAAGUGGUAGUUUUAUGUGCUGUGGUUCAACUCAACGUCACUAGGUGGCGCCACCAGCACAGCUGCUCAUGUCUACGUCUUAGUUGACACCGUGUUGCCCUUCAGGACGACAUGCCGUGACAGCCAAUUGACACUGUUGCAGCGACGGGUGGGCAAGAGCUCGCCAACGCCAGCAGGAUGUCACGCGAUGAACAAUUUGUGUUACGAGAACAUAUUGCGGUUUUACGUAUGAUGUACUAUCGUCGAACAUCCACACUUAAGAGUUUUGGUGUACUGUGAUAUUUGCUUACAAAUAUUGUUUCCUUGCACAAAAAGGCUGCGGUAGGACAUUCCCAAGAGAGCUACAACGACGACGAGGAUGUGCACUGCGAGGAUGCGCAAAAAUAAAAUUGCGGUUGUACUUUGUAUGACUAAAGACAAGUCACUGACGCACUCACUGCCACGUGCACAACGUUCAGGCGUUGUAAUAUGGCAAACUGUUUCAGUACUUUGACGUUAUGACACUGCUUAUUGGUUUUUUCCACGAAAGGGCCACCACCUUACGUUGAAGCAGCGGCAAUGUGCGUGAUGGCGCCGGCUGUCUUCGUGACUUUGUAAAUUUGUACAUACACGAAAAUAAAAUUUAAUAAAAUAUUUUACAAGGUG